This is a messenger RNA of Calypte anna (Anna's hummingbird), 2034 nucleotides long. RefSeq names its product leucine carboxyl methyltransferase 2 (gene LCMT2). Lineage: Eukaryota; Metazoa; Chordata; Aves; Apodiformes; Trochilidae. The transcript is spliced from 14 exons. The annotation marks the transcript as partial. The record is from RefSeq and is a predicted model, not a curated record. Gene Ontology annotation, biological process: tRNA methylation; wybutosine biosynthetic process. Gene Ontology annotation, molecular function: tRNA methyltransferase activity; protein binding.
CACUCCCGGCCUACAGCCGUGCUUCCGGCCGGCGCGGAGCGGUGGUUUUCUGCCCGAGGGAUGGGCCCCGCCGCCCCGGUCCAGGGCACCGGCGGGAGCAGCGCCGUCAGCAAGUGUUCGGCGGCGGCAUGGGGCUACACCCGGGACCGGUUCCUGCGGCUGCUGGUGGGGCGGCGGCGGCGGCGAGCCCCCCUCGUCCACCGAGGUUACUACAUCCGAGCCCGUGCCGUGGAUCACUGUGUUCAAGACUUCCUGCACAAGACCCAAAGCCACCCCAGGACACAGAUUGUGUCUUUAGGUGCUGGCUUUGACUCCUUAUACUUCCGUCUGAAAGACGUGGGUCUUCUGCAGCACACAGUGGUGUGUGAAGUGGAUUUCCCAGUCGUGGCAAGUCAAAAAGCUGCUCUGAUCAAAGGCACGGAAGAAUUGUCAGCUCUGGUGGGAGAUACUGGAGGAGAAGCAUUAGGAGCCAUUGCCUUUUCUGGAAAGGAUUAUAAAUUACUGGGUGUGGAUUUGUCAGAGCUGUCUGAGCUGGAGAAAGCUCUGGAAGAAGCUGGGAUGGACAAUGAAAUCCCCACUCUUUUCCUGGCAGAGGUGGUGCUCACCUACCUGGAGAACAGCAGGUCGGAUGCUUUGGUUCAGUGGGCAGCAGAGUGUUUCUCUCAGGGCUGCUUUCUGCUUUAUGAGCAGGUGCACCCAGCAGACCCCUUUGGACGGGUCAUGCAGCAGCAUUUCAGCCAGCUGAGCUCCCCUCUUCACUCCUUGGUUCAGUAUCCCGACUGCCAGGCACAGCAGAGGCGCUUCCUUGAAAAGGGGUGGACUGAGUGCAGUGUCAUGGAUAUGAAUGAGUUUUUUAGCUGUUGUAUUCCAGAAGAUGAGCAGCAAAGAGUGCAGGUUCUGGAGCCUUUUGAUGAAUAUGAGGAAUGGCAUCUGAAAUGCUCUCAUUACUUUGUCCUGACUGCAUCAAAAGGGAUGGAACCUCCCUGGACUCCAUUAUCAUCCAGUAUGACAGCUCCUGAUGGUGAUGGUCCUGUCAGAAGGACUGGGAGCAUCACUGCUGCUGCCUGCGCAGCCCCCUCUGGAACCCUGGGCCUGAGGCGUUACGGUCACCGCUCUGUUCUUCUCAAACCCAACGUGAUCCUCACCACUGGAGGCUUUGGAGAGCAGGAUGGGCAGCACUGCCGGCUGAGAAGCUUCCAUGUGCUGGUCAAGCAGGCAGGCCACUGGAAAGGGAGCUGCUUGAAAAAGGAAAAUCUGGAUGGAAGAUGGGGUGCACGUUUGUACCAUACCCUGUCAUGUCUCUCAGACAGCCUGGCCCUGGUGGUAGGAGGGCGAACAUCCCCAUCAAGUGCAGGUUUGGGAAUGUUGUGGCUGAAGUUUCCUGAAACCUGUAGUACCUCAGACCCAGGUGACAUUACAGUGGAGCUCGUAAGUCUGCAGCCUGCUGCUGAGCCAGGUGCUUUGCGUUGGAGACACAGUACAACUGAAGUAACCUUCAAAGGUGAGAACUACCUGUUCCUGUAUGGUGGCCGCUCUGCUGAGGAGCCUGUGCUGGGGGAUUGGUGCUUCCUGCACACCCCAGAUCUUUCCUGCACUGUGAUUCCUGUUGAGGGUGCGGUGCCAGAACACCGUCACUCCCACAGUGCCUGUAGCUGGGAAGGAGGAGUGCUAAUUGCAGGAGGUCUGGGAGCAGCUGAGCAGCCCUUGGGUUCAGUUCUCUUUCUGAGGAAGCAUGAAGAUGGCUUUCAGUGGCAGACAGUAGAGACUCGCCCUCCACUCAUCCCAAGGUAUUCACACACUGCACAUGUGCAUGAUGGAAAGCUCCUGCUUGUUGGUGGAGUGUGGCUUUACUCAUCCUGUGUGCCAGGCAUCACCAUCAUUGACUUAGAGACUGGGCUUUGCUCAGACUAUACCAUUAAUGUGGAGCAUCUGGAGUGGCCACUAAUGCUACAUAACCAUAGUAGUGUCUUUCUGCAUGAUGAGAAGGAGCUGUUGCUUAUCGGCGGUGGUGGGAACUGCUUCUCCUUUGGGACA